Messenger RNA from Hibiscus syriacus, 912 nucleotides. Its product is annotated as putative nuclease HARBI1. The transcript is spliced from 2 exons. The record is from RefSeq and is a predicted model, not a curated record. NCBI's taxonomy places the organism in Eukaryota, Viridiplantae, Streptophyta, Magnoliopsida, Malvales, Malvaceae. Bases 1 to 912 code for a protein of 303 amino acids.
AUGCGACCGGUUACAUUUUUUAAUCUGUGUGAUAUCCUUACUAGGAACAAUUUGUUGCAGUCGACAAGAGCGGUGAAUGUUAAAGAGCAAGUUCUCAUAUUUUUACAUAUAAUUGGUCAUAAUGUAAGAUUUCGAGUGAUUGGAUCAAGAUAUUAUAGAUCAAUUGAAACAAUUCACCGUUACUUUAGGAUUGUGUUGAAAGCUAUUUUGAAAUUAUAUCAAUUAGCCAUUAGAUUACCCGAUGAGUCAACUCCUCUUGAGAUAAGAAACAAUUCUAGGUUUUACCCAUAUUUUAAAGAUUGUGUCGGAGCAUUAGAUGGAACUCAUAUUCGUGCAUCUGUUCCACCUAACAUUCAAGGAAGAUUUCGUAGUCGUAAAGGGGGAACGACACAGAAUGUAUUGGCUGCCAUUACUUUUGAUUUGAAAUUUACUUAUGUUCUAGCUGGUUGGGAAGGUAGUGCACAUGAUUCUCGUGUUUUAACUGAUGCACUUACACGUCGAAGAGGAUUUAGUAUUCCAGAAGGUAAAUAUUAUCUUGCUGAUGCUGGAUAUGGCAUCCGAAAUGGAAUUAUUUCUCCAUAUCGUGGUGUUAGAUAUCAUUUAAAAGAGUUCACCAAUCAUCGUCCAGAAAAUGCAAAGGAAUUGUUUAAUCUUCGUCAUUCAUCAUUGCGAACCACUGUUGAGCGAGUAUUUGGAAUUUUAAAGAAACGUUUUCGUGUGUUGGAUGCUGAACCAUUUUGGGAUUUUCAAACACAAGUAGAUGUAGUGUUGGCUUGUACUAUCAUCCAUAAUCAUAUAAUGAGAAUUGAUCCUAAUGAUUUAAUUAACGAAGAAUUAUAUGAGGAAUACGAUCCUCAUUCGAUAACAUCAACUCUUACACAACGAGAAGAGAGGGAAGAAGCUAGAGAAUAG